Messenger RNA from Geodia barretti, 1101 nucleotides. The record is from the annotation of a GenBank genome assembly. Lineage: Eukaryota; Metazoa; Porifera; Demospongiae; Tetractinellida; Geodiidae.
AUGAAGGUAAAAGCUGCUGUUUUGUGGGAAGUUGGCCAGCCGAUGGAGAUUCGGGAGGUUGACCUGGAUGAACCCAAGACCGGCGAAGUGCUGGUUAAGAUCGGCUCCGCCGGUAUCUGCCGUAGCGACCGACACUUUAUGCACGGCGACGCACCAAUCGCCAUACCCGUAGUGCUGGGACACGAGGGCGCCGGCACCGUCGUCCAGACCGGCCCCGGCGUAACGCUGGCUCAGGAAGGCGACCAGGUGAUACUGUCCUUCGUGCCCGCCUGCGGACGCUGCCGCUCUUGCCUCGAAGGCCACAGCAACCUUUGCGACCUCCAUGGCGCCACCGGCGCCAACAUGCUCGACGGCACGACCCGACUCCACGCCGACGGCAAGGACAUUCACCACAUGGGCAAGGUGGCCUGCUUUGCCGAGUACGCUGUCAUCCCCGAAACCGGCGUCGUGCCCGUAACCAGCGGCCUGCCCAUGGACAAGGCCGCCAUGAUUGGCUGCUCGGUUACCACCGGCGUCGGCGCCGCCCUGUAUAGCGCGGAAAUCAAGGCCGGCAGCACUGUCGCCGUCAUCGGCUGCGGUGGCGUGGGUCUCAACGUCAUCAUGGGCGCCGCACUGGCCAACGCCGGCAAGAUUAUCGCGGUGGACAUCCGCGAAGCCCAGCUGGAGUUCGCCAUGCGCUUCGGUGCAACCCACACCGUCAACGCUGCCGAUCAGGAUCCGGUGCGGCAGGUCAGAGACCUAACCGACGGCCGCGGCGCUGACUAUACUUUCGAGGUCUUCGGCAGCGCCGACACCACCAAAGCCGCCUACGAAAUGGCCGGCAAGCGCGGCAUCGUAACCGUCGUCGGCAUCGCUCCCUGGGGACAGGAAGCCUCCAUCAACGCUGUCGACCUCGUGCGCAACGAGAAGACCCUGCGCGGCUCCUACUACGGGUCCGCCCGCUCCCGCACCGACAUGCCCGUGAUGGUCGACCUCUACCAGUCAGGCAAGCUCAAUCUGGACGACCUGGUGGUCCGACACUACACCCUCGACCAGGUCAACGAAGCCUACGCAGACCUGGACCGGGGAGAAAUCGGCCGCGGCGCCAUAAUGUUCGACUAG